CAGAGAUGAGGGGCGGGGGGAACAUGUGAGGCCAAGUGGUGGGACGGCGGAGUUUUCUCGCAGUGUCCCAACCUCCGCGGUGCCAGUUUUUGUUUUGUAAUCAUCAUGAUCUGCUGCGUUUUGGCGCUCGGAUUGUUUUCGUCCGCGCUGGGCAGACAUCUGCAGGAGGGAAACGGCUUGUCCCUUGUCAGGAGACUCCAUGGGGAGCCUGGUGAUGCUGAGGAGCGACAUGGUGUGGAGAGGAGGAAGCUGUCGAGGCGCAGCGCAGGACUGAAUGAACAGACAUGCACGGCUUUGCGUGGAAUGGAAUCAGCGCUGCAAAACAACACCAGCACUUUUACGUUCAGAGUGCGAUCAGUGGGGUCACUCUCGCUCGCCUGGGUGGGAGACGGAUCAGGGGUGCUCCUGGUGCUGACAACAUUUCAGGUGCCGUUGUUCCUGAUGCGAUUCGCCCAGUCUAACCUCUACAGGAGUGAAGACUACGGGAAGACUUUCAAAGAUGUGACUCAUGUGAUCAACCACACUUUUAUUCAGACGGAGUUUGGCAUUGUCAUCAGUCCGGAUCAUUCAGGGAAGGUGAUCCUGACUGGUGAUGUGUCUCACUUCGGCGGGUUCCGUCUUUUUCGCUCGCGGGACUUUGGCCUGACCUUUGAACCAACGGACCUACCGUUUGUGCCCCUCAUUCAGAUGCUAUAUAACCCCGGGGACUGUAACACGCUUCUGACCCUUAGUAUAACGUUGGAUCUGUGGCUGUCUGAGGACUUUGGCGCCACCUGGAGGAAAAUACACAACAGUGUGUGUUUGGUCAGAUGGGGCCCAAGAAACAGCAUCUACUUUACAACCAACAACAAUGGAUCAUGCAAUAACAAAGGGAUGCUAGAUUUAAAGAAGACAGUCGACUACGGCAAAACGUUUCAUACAGUCGCAUCCAGAGUUUACUCCUUUGUCCUGGGAGGAAAAUUUGUCUUUUCCUCCAUCAUGACAGGAACGGGUACAGAGCGUGCGAUCCAUGUCUCGGUAGACGGAGGGGAGCACUGGAACAUUGCUCAGCUUCCUGCUGUCAACCAUCUGCAGUUUUACUCCAUCCUCGCAGCCAAUCAGGAUAUGAUCUUCAUGCAUGUGGAUGACCCUGGAGACUCUGGUGUUGGAACCAUCUAUGUGUCAGACGACAGAGGAACUAUAUUCUCCAAGUCCCUGGAGCGCCAUCUCUACACAACCACAGGAAGCGAGACAGAUUUCACCGCCAUUUCUUCCCUGAAGGGCGUCUACAUGACCAGCAUACGCACAGACGACCGUACGAUAGAGACAGUGAUCACCUAUGACCAGGGAGCCAAGUGGCAGCCACUGCGCAGACCUCAGAACAGCGACUGCGACUCUGAAACAUCCACCAACAGACCUAACAGGUGCAAACUUCACAUAUAUGCCUCGUACAGCACCGCCAUGAAGAUGAAUGUCCCUGUGCUGCCGCUCUCGCAGCCCAAUGCGGUGGGUCUUAUCCUGGCUCACGGCAGUGUUGGAGAGUCAGUGUCAGCUCUCACUCCUGACGUUUAUGUGUCUGAUGACGGGGGCUACUCGUGGCUGCAGGUUCUGAGGGGCCCCCAUCAUUAUGCUAUCCUGGACUCUGGAGGACUGCUGGUUGCGGUGGAGCACACCAACUCACCUCUCAACCAGAUAAAGUUUUCCACAGAUGAAGGACAAUGUUGGCAUACGUACAACUUCACCAGCGACCCUUUUCACUUCAGUGGCAUGGACAGUGAGCCCGGCUCUCGCUCCAUGAAUGUCAGCCUGUGGGGCUACAGGAACAACUACACUAAGUGGGUGGUGAUCACAGUAGACUUCAAGAAGCUCCUCACCAGAGACUGCAUUGAAAGAGACUAUGAAGAGUGGCUGGCUCACUCUGCAGACCCCAGUGGAUCCUAUGAUGGCUGCGUGAUGGGCUACAAAGAGACCUUUUUACGCCUGAAGAAAGAUUCAGUGUGCUGGAAUGGAAGAGACUUUGCGGUUACCAAGAAGCAGUCGCCCUGUCCAUGCUCAGUUUCAGAUUAUCACUGUGACUUUGGUUACUACCGGCCCGAGAACAGCUCAGAGUGUGUGGAGCAGGAGGAGAUGUUGGGCCGUGCUCUGGAGUUCUGUUUAAACGGGACCACUGAACAGCUUCAGACCAGUGGUUACCGGAAGAUUCCUGGGAACCAGUGUGAGGGAGGUUUCCAGCCGGACAGAAAGGAGGUUGACUUGAGGAGGUUGUGUGCCAGCGAUGCCCUUCAUCCCAAUUCUCUGACUGACACCAGUUCACCCAGCACUGCUGUCAUAGUGAUGGUUGUCAUGGCGAUCCUUCUGAUGAGUGCUGUCGCAGGCGUCUGGCUGGUGAAGAAGUACGUCUGUGGAGGACGGUUCCUCGUGCACCGAUACUCUGUCAUGAGGGAACAUGUGGAGGCCAACAAAAUAGAGGGAGUAGAUGAUGUUGACACAAACUACAUGGAAACAGAAAAAACACAGUUCAAUGAGGAUUCAGAUCAGGAUCUCUUGGAAUAAAAUUUGUCCACAGUUGAGGCUUUCACAAUAGCUGGGGAUUCCCGUUUUGACAUCUGCUUCUUUUUCCUCGCUGGAUGACCCCGCAGCAAGUGGUACUCAUACAUCGCGUAUCAGCUUUGGCUCCUUAAAAUAAUGGGAAAAAGUGUGUGACAGAGAAACGCCUUUUGGACUAACGGGUCUAUCAGGAAGUUUAAGGGAGUAACCAAGCAACAGAAAACAUAACAUAAGCAGCGUCUUGCAUUCAGAGCUGUUGCCUGCUGUUAUUUUAGUACUUUGUAAAUCUAAAACCUGCCAGAUAUGUUUCUUUGGCAUUCGGAGUCUGUUUGAAAAAGCAUUUACUCCGUUUGUCACCACCAAAUCGUUAAAAACUACUCACUUUUCUGGAGUUGCUUAAUUUUUAGAUGUUUGAGUGUUUUUCUUUUUAAUCAGAAACAACUCAUGGCAGUAUUGUUUUAUUUUAUCCUGACUUGUGGCUAUAUUUAGUCAUGUUUUUAUUUUUACAAUAGAGUUUUUCAUCCUUUACUGAUAGAAAAACAGAGCACAAUUUUUUUGUCUAUUUGCAGUUCACAUACAAACUCUUCAAGUGGCUCCAGUGACUUUUAAAUUCUAACCUAUAAGAUGUUUUUUUUUAAUAUGGUCAGAUUUUUGUUUCAAUUAAAUAAUAACAAAUGGCUAAACAAAAUAUGUUUAAAUUGUCUAAAUCUAUCAGUCAUUAGAACAUAUUUGAUUUUAUUAUUUUAAUUCAUAUAAACUAUUUUACAUUCACAAGUAACAUUAUACCAAAAGAUGUAAAGACAGUUUUUUUUUUCUCAAAAUAUUAAAUAUUUUAAUUAAAGGUUUUUCAUAAAUAACAAGAAUACACAAAAUCAAAUGGUACCCCUACCCACCCCACUGAAAGGACUAAAGACAGUUGCUUGUAAAAUGAAGAAAAUGCUCAUAUUCAAUUUUGGGGAACUUUUUGAAAACAUAUUUUCUCCAAAAAAGGUUCAACAAGGAUUUUAAACUUGUUCUCAUGGACAGUCCUCAAGUUUUUAUAAAUAUGUAAUAAUUAGUAAUUAUUUACUAAUGGCCACAAUACAAUAGCUUGUAAUAGUGUAAUUACAUGCUUUUUAAAGGUAGGUGACAGCUAACACAAUUGGAACUUCCAACUUUGAAAAUUUAACUAUGACUUCUAUCCAGAUUUGGCCAUUUAAGUGAGAUGUGGGUGCUGUGAAACGUAUGUUAUUGAGCCCUCCUUGUAUAACAUUUUAAUUCUGAAUGUGCUGAGACCCUGCCUUCAGUAUUUGUCUCUGUUAAAUAAGUAAAGGUAGAACGAUUGAACAUUUUUUUUUUUUAAGUGACAUUUUCAUCCAGCUAUUUUUAAAGGCAGCACCCUCUACGUUUAUUGGCAUCUUUUUCACGAAUAUUUAUGAAGUUUUAAAAUAAAUGUGUUUCAUUGCAGUAGCAUAAUCUCAUACUGAAAAUAAAAAAAUAACCCGUUUCCUCUAUUCAGUCAGGAGGAAAAAAUGUCACUGAAGCACCUUUUAAGAUAUAACUUACUUUACCUUAAAACUAAAUUACUUUUCUACGUUCAUUUGUGACGAAGUUUAAGAAACUCCAACUGAGGACCCAAGUUUCUAUCCUUUUUAUCAUACACAGUGAGGAUUAUGGUAAGGGAAGAAAAACAAUCUAAAAAGGUCACUGUUAGAGAACUGCAGCACAUUUUUCCAUGUGAGAUUACAAUUAUUUUAAGACUUUUUAUACAUCUUUACAUGGGGCAACAAUAAAUGUGGAGGGUACUGUAUGAUUUGAGAGUUUAUCCAUAUAAAUUUUGAAACUUCAUUACUGUGACAGUCCCUUGCAAAAAGGCUUUCAUACAAGAACAAAUAUUGCCAUUCGUGACCAUGCUAACCAGAGUUGUAGAGCCCGGAACAAUAAUGAAAAGGAUUAUUCUUUGUCCUAUUGUGUGAGGUGACAAUCUGAACUUAAAUGUUACCUUUACUUCAAGGAUGUAACGUGAUAGACUUUUUCUCCUCCCCUGUUUGCGCGGUGAAAAAGGAAAGACUUGAAUUGUUGCCAAAGCACUUUGAUUGUGAGUUUUGCUGAUGUUUCAUGUGAAGUUUUAAAGACUGAACCCAACAUUAGCCUAUUUAGCAUUUUAUGGGCAUAAAGGUGAUACUAACACAAACUUGAACUCACUUUUUUCCUAAUGGUGUCAAUACAGUUACUAAAAUUAUCAACAUAUUUUUGUAGAGACUUUGAUGUUAAAGAUGGGGAAAUACAAUAUCACCAAGGUUGUACUUUUUACAGUAAUAAUAAGUUGUAUUAACUUUUCUGCUGGCUCGUUAAAUAAGCUUUUACAGUGUUUUCAUUGAUUAACUGAGUUCUAUGUUUUUUACAUUAGACUGGUUACAUUUCUAUUAUCCACAUUGUAAGACCCAGGACAUUAGUCAAACACACAGGGUUCUAUAGUCAGUGCUUGUAUUCUCUAGCCGAGGCAAUAAUAUCCCAGUAAAUAAGCUAUGUAGUGUGUACUAAGCAGACCUAAUACUGAGGGAUUUUCUCAAAAACGGUUGGGUAUCUGCAAGCAAAUUUAAAUGCCCGAUACGUCCUAAUUUACUCAACUGUCAGUAAGAGUAAAGAGAGCUAUUUACUGGAUUGAAUUAAAUUUUUUGCACUGUAUCUUCAGAUCUGUGAAAGUUUUGAAAUGAUCUGUCAAUUUUGCAGGGCGAGAGGUGUGACCUGUUUCCCAUCUUGAUUUAAUUCAUGCUGGGAUGUUCAGUGAUCUCUAGGUUGAACUGAUCGGUGGUACAGAUGUUUUGUAACAAUUUUUUGCAUUUAUGCAUUAAAAGAAAUACACAAAUUUCA
This is a messenger RNA of Girardinichthys multiradiatus, 5379 nucleotides long. RefSeq names its product sortilin-like. Gene Ontology annotation, molecular function: protein binding. The record is from RefSeq and is a predicted model, not a curated record. Bases 106 to 2532 code for a protein of 808 amino acids. The transcript has 20 exons. Gene Ontology annotation, biological process: endocytosis; Golgi to endosome transport; vesicle organization. Lineage: Eukaryota; Metazoa; Chordata; Actinopteri; Cyprinodontiformes; Goodeidae. Gene Ontology annotation, cellular component: Golgi apparatus; membrane.